AUGGCAUCAGCACCAUCCUCUUCCCCGAACUCCUCCUCAGGCUCGACCGCAGCCACUUCGACCGCCGAUCAGGCUACCGCUCCGGCUACACUCACAGACCAGUCCCACCCAGCACCAGUAUUUAAGCAAAGCGCGCCGCGGAACCCUCCAUUCUGCAUCGCCACCCAGAUCAAACCGCAUUGGAAUCUCCUUGUCGAUCCCCAUGAGCCUUUGGCCAUGGACAUCGAAUUCCAAGACUGGAAGAAAGAUGGUAGACGGUCGAAUCGACUAGGCCGAGUAGCUGUCACCAACACUCUCGGUCAAGUCAUCCUUGACACCUUCGUCUACUACAAGAACGAGAAACACCUCGGCAUAGAAAAAGUCCUUCCCGCCGAGUGGCGAGGUUUUGGCGUAACCCACGAGGACUUGAAGAAAGACAACGAUGCCCAGCCUGCGGAGAGGGUCGAGGGCUGGCUCGUCCGCAUACUCACCGGCCGCCCUGUCGUCCUACAUGGUGGUUCAAACGACAAGAAGGCCUUCUACAUUCAUGAGGACUUCCUAUUCAACCACCCGCAAGUCGUCGAUACCCAGGUCUUGUAUUCGUACGAGGUUGACAACAAUCGUCAGCCUGGUCUCAGGGCUUGCGCGCAGGAUGUGCUUGGGAAGACGAUUCAAGUAGAUAACCACAGUCCGGUCGAAGAUGCCCAAACCACCAUGGAGCUGUAUCUGCUGAAGCAGCCAUACCAAAGGCCAGCAAUGCAGACUGCCCAGCGAGGCGGUCGAGGCGGCUCUCGUGGUCGCGGCGGUCGUGGUCGUGGGGGCCGUGGAGGUUGGUCUCGAGGACGCGGCAACGCUGGCAAGUGA
Molecule: messenger RNA, 843 nt
Organism: Pseudocercospora fijiensis CIRAD86
Lineage: Eukaryota; Fungi; Ascomycota; Dothideomycetes; Mycosphaerellales; Mycosphaerellaceae
Exons: 1
Coding region: 1-843 (280 amino acids)
Cellular component (GO): nucleus
Molecular function (GO): nucleic acid binding; exonuclease activity
Source: RefSeq, a predicted model, not a curated record